Molecule: messenger RNA, 2278 nt
Organism: Bombyx mandarina (wild silkworm)
Lineage: Eukaryota; Metazoa; Arthropoda; Insecta; Lepidoptera; Bombycidae
Gene: Dlic
Product: dynein light intermediate chain
Biological process (GO): microtubule-based movement; microtubule cytoskeleton organization
Cellular component (GO): cytoplasmic dynein complex; centrosome
Molecular function (GO): dynein heavy chain binding
Source: RefSeq, a predicted model, not a curated record
UGACGUAUGAACGGCAGAAGAAACGAAAACGAAAAAGCCUUUCUGUGCCGUUGUUAUCUUCUAAAAUUCCCGAAGAAUGGAUACAAAUGGCCAGGCUAACGGGCUUAAAUCAAAAAAGAAAGAGAACGGAGACGGCAAAGAUAAUUUAUGGUCUGCUAUAUUAGAAGAAGUCCAGAAUCAAGGGAACACAAAACUACCGUCAAAUAAAAAUGUCUUAGUACUGGGUGACAACGAAACUGGAAAAACUACCCUAGUGGCAAAGUUGCAAGGUGUUGAAGACCCAAAGAAGGGGUCUGCACUCGAAUAUGCGUAUAUAGAUGUUAGAGAUGAAUAUCGCGAUGAUCACACUCGGCUCAGUGUUUGGGUGCUGGAUGGUGAUCCAGGUCACACUAAUCUACUCAAGUUUGCGCUCAGUGAGGAAACAUUCCCACACACCCUAGUUAUACUCACUGUGGCCAUGACCACACCAUGGGGUAUACUAGACCAGCUCCAAAGCUGGGCUUCUGUACUUGGAGACCAUAUAGACAAAUUAAAUUUAACACCUGAACACAGGUUACAAAGUAAAAAGCAACAAGUCCAAAAAUGGCAGAGGUAUACGGAGCCAGGAGACGAAAUGGAAGCGUCAGCUUCUUCGCCUAUGAAAAGAUCAUCUAGAAACUUGUCGGAUGAUCUUGAAAAUGGCGAUGAUGACGACAGCCCCCUGCCGGAAGCAGUACUUACUACUAAUUUAGGUCUAGAUAUAGUGGUCGUUGUUACAAAGACUGACUACAUGAGCACUCUGGAGAAGGAGCACGAUUACCGCGACGAGCACUUCGACUUCAUGCAGCAGUGGAUCCGCCGGUUCUGUCUGCAGUACGGAGCCGCCUUGUUCUACACCAGCGCCAAGGAGGACAAGAACUGCGAUCUGCUGUAUAAGUAUCUGACGCACAGGAUAUACGGUCUACCGUUCAGGACGCCGGCGCUGAUUGUAGAGAAAGACGCUGUUUUGAUACCAGCCGGCUGGGACAGUAUGAAGAAGAUUAGCAUACUAUAUGAGAACAUGCAGUCAUGUAAACCUGACGAUUACUAUAGGGAUAUUAUUGUACAGCCCGCUACACGUAAAAGCGGGGGCAGUCGCGAGGCGGAGGUUCAGGCGGAGGACGAGCAGACGUUCCUGCAGCGGCAGGUGGCGGCGCUGCACGCGCUGGGCGCCGCCCCCCCGCGCGCUGACUCCCCGCUGCGCGCCUCGCCCCGCCCGCACCAGUCAGAGAUCGCGAGGAUCGGCGUGAGUCCGGGCACGCCGGGCAACGAGGGCGUGCUGGCGAACUUCUUCAACUCGCUGCUGUACAAGAAGACGGGCGGCGGGGGCGGCGGCGCGCGGGUGGACGGCGCGGGGGGGGCGGCCGCCGCGCGCUCCGACGCCGCCGCCGAGCUCGACCGCCUCACGCGCACCAAGCGGAGCCCGCUCGACCUCAACUCGUCCGACUGCUAGGCGAGCGCCGCACGCUGCUAGGUACAUAAGUGAACUUUUGGACGCCCACAGAAGCGUCCCCACCGCCGGGAGCGAAGCUUGCGCACGCGCCGCGUCCCCGCCCCGCCGCGCCCCCCCGCCGGCGCCCCCGGGCGGCCGUCGAGCUCACUCGGUUUUGGUUCAGACAGAGAUUAACGUUCUAUCAAAUUUGAAAAAAUGAGUAUUCGUGACGUCACGGUUGUGUAAACAAAAAUGAAAUUUAAUUUGUAAAACUCCUUUUCAGUGGAGCUUGUUUUAUUGUGUACUUUUGAAGGCAGCUCAGAUACGACCGUGACCGAGUGAUCUCAACGCAGCCACGGGACUUUCGAUCGAAUAUAAACACUAAUACGGUGCAAACCGAUUUAGCAACCAGCAAGUGAAAUUGUAUUGUUUAUUUAUGAGAUACUAAACAUAUGGGAAGGCAAAGGAGUGCUUUAAAAAAAACCGUUUAGGUAUGACUUCCAUAAAAGAAGUGAUAACCCGUUAUUACUGUUUAAAAUAUUUCACAUCGGCACUUUAUGCAGCAUCACAAAUCUCCCGCUGCCUACUGAACCCUGGCGCUCCCGACCCGAUCGAAACCUUCAUAAUAACCGACGGUUUUUAUUUUUGAAAUAUUUGUUUAUGAUAUUACAAAAUAAGUAUUUAUUUAUUUACAUAGAACAAGUUUGGAAACGUGCACUGUAUUUUUUUUGUUUAGAUAAUUAUUACGUUAAUUAUUAAUAUUUUCAUCUGAGAUUAAGAAGUUCGUGUGUGUGAUCUUCUGUGAAGACUGUUCAAUUAUUGGACUAG